GUACGAGAUUAGCGAUGAUCCGAAAAGGAAGGAAUUUCUAGACGAUCUCUUUAAUUUCAUGCAGAAACGCGGUAAGUCUCAGCAAGGAACUCCUAUCAAUCGACUGCCGAUCAUGGCGAAAUCGGUGUUGGAUCUGUACGAGCUGUACAAUUUGGUGAUCGCCCGUGGCGGACUAGUGGACGUGAUCAACAAGAAACUCUGGCAGGAAAUCAUCAAAGGCCUCCACCUGCCGUCAAGCAUCACUUCCGCCGCGUUCACUCUGCGCACUCAGUACAUGAAAUACCUGUACCCGUACGAGUGUGAGAAUAGGCGGCUGUCGACGCCGGCGGAGUUGCAGGCGGCGAUCGAUGGGAAUCGUCGCGAGGGACGCCGCAGUAGCUACGGUACAUACGCGUCGACCAGUAGUGCUGCACCGGAAAGAGGUGCUCACCAGCCCAACUCGCUCGCGUUACACGGUCAAAUGGCGCCGUUAUCGCUGGUAACGGCGGUAGCGACCAGUAGCCAGCAGCAUCACGUGCCGCAACCGUUGGUGAACGGAAGCGGCGUGCAUACACCAUCGCAUCAUCCGCAACAUCUUCAGGGAUUACCUGGACCGCCGACCAACGCAGGACCUAUUCCUGGAAUGGCGCCAUCCGAGUUCGAGGCACGCAUGGUCGAGUAUGUGAAGCUGUUGAACAAGGAGCUGAGGUGCGUCACUGGUACACCGCCGCCGAUGAUCCAUCGACAGGACAGCACGUCGCCUCCUCUUUCGUCAUCGCCGAGGGAUGUAGCAGGAUUCAGUACUUUCGACGUAACGCGAUUGUGGAACAUGUGUAAUAACAAUACUAUGUAUCCAGGGCAUCAGCCGCCACCCUCGCCGAUACCAGCGAUAUCCACCCCUGAACCACAAAGAGAAGCACUCGAUCUUGGACUCAGAUCGUCGCCCGCAGACUCACCGCUAAGAUUAACCUCACCUUCGCCGAGCAACGCGCCAGUGAAGAGAGAUCAGGAUACCCAGGGUGGGUCCACAUCUGCAAAAAGACCAGUUGCCGAUGAUGACAGUUCCAACGAGAGGACCAUCAUGGCUGGCACGCACAUAAGAAUUUCAAAUCGAGGAGACGGAAGAAACGGUGAUAAUUCCUUAGUAGUCAGUAUGGAGCUGAACGGAAUAAUGUAUCAAGGUGUCCUGUUUGCGCAACAUGAGACUAAAACCGCGACAUGCAGCAACAGCAGCAAUUCGAAACCAUCACGAAGCGUAAUUUCGUGAAUGCGAAAUGAUCAAUGGAGCAGCCUACAAUAUCUAUCGACACACAGGAUUCAUUUAUAGAAAUAAGUGAUAAAUAUAAUUACCAUAAAGAACGAAUGAAGCUGUUUGCCAUAAUGUUAGUCAUCGAUCGAUCGAAGUGUCUUGAUAAUAGUAAAAGUCGGAAAAAGUUCGAAUUUCAAUGUAGUUUGACGCGUUUGAUCAAGAUCUCUUAUGCGAACAUUUGUUACGUCGUAUGUAUCCUUUUAUUAAGUUUAUUUCUUCGAGUCAAAACAUUUUUUUGGAAAAAAACUCUGAAACCUAUUGUGAUAUUAGAUGCGCGUAUCUAAAAGAUCGUCAGAUUUGUUUUAUUUCUUGUUAACGUUAUAUGAAAUUUUUCUGGUCACUUUUCUUUUAUAUUUUUUUGGUUAAUUGGCGAGCUUAGAAUAAUGUUUAGUUUUUUUUUUAACAACGACAACUGCUCAUUUAAUAACGUUUUGUUAUCAGAAUGAUAGAAAUUGUAUAAAUAUACAAGGUGUUUCCGAAAUACAAUCAGCUAGAAGGUGAUAAAUUGGGAAAAAAGGCAAAUUUUGUUUUAUUUAAGAGUUUCUUUAUUUUUCAUUUCCGAAUUUAAAAUUUACUAGUUCUAGAGUACUUGAAUUUUACUAGCUGUGACAAAGAAGAAUAAAUAUCUUAUAUAAGAAAAUAUCUUAUAAACAAAAUCAAGUAUCUCAAAAACAAGUAGAACAAGGAAAAUUUCAAACUCGAUUUUCGCGAAAAAGGAAAAAAAAAUUUUCCUUGACAUUUUCGCAUAAAAAAUAAUC
Messenger RNA from Frieseomelitta varia, 2046 nucleotides. RefSeq names its product protein dead ringer (gene retn). The record is from RefSeq and is a predicted model, not a curated record. Gene Ontology annotation, biological process: regulation of transcription by RNA polymerase II. Gene Ontology annotation, molecular function: DNA binding. Lineage: Eukaryota; Metazoa; Arthropoda; Insecta; Hymenoptera; Apidae. Gene Ontology annotation, cellular component: nucleus. The transcript is spliced from 6 exons. The coding region runs from base 59 to 1246 and encodes 395 amino acids.